This is a messenger RNA of Vicia faba (fava bean), 369 nucleotides long. The record is from the annotation of a GenBank genome assembly. Lineage: Eukaryota; Viridiplantae; Streptophyta; Magnoliopsida; Fabales; Fabaceae.
AUGGCUAGCUCAAUGUUUAACAAGGUUACUUUCUUGGCUAUCAUAUGCUUGGUUUUGGGUAUUCCCUUAGCUAAUGCUGCCCAAACAUGUGGUGAAAUACAAACCUCCUUAUCACCAUGCCUUAGAUACCUUACGGACCAAGAACCAACUGUCCCUGUGACAUGUUGCAAUGGUGUUAGGACUGUUAAUGACCAAGCCAGAACUCUCCCUGAACGUAAAGAUGCUUGCGAGUGCAUCAAAUCAACUUUAACCAUCAUACCUGGACUCGAUCUUAACGCCGUUCAAGGUCUCCCUAACAAGUGUAGUGUCAAACCGGUUUUCCCAAUUGGUGCCGACGUGGACUGUAGCAAGAUAGGAGUGGAGCUCUGA